AUGCGAGACGGCAGACCUAAGCCUAGUGGCUCAGCAACUAGCCAGGGUAUUGAUGAUGAAGGUUCUUCAGUACCAGACGAGAGUAACGACGAAGAGUUAGCAUCUCUGAGGACUUUCUUACAUUUCCCAGAAGAAGUCGCUCUCAGACUCACCGAUACCGAGUAUCAGUUAUUUUACCAGGUCGCUCCAAUUGACUACCUGAGGCAAGUGACUUUUGAUCUUGGAGGAGAAGGUGUCCUCGGCGCGGUGACUGAACGGCAUAUGAUCAGACGAGCUCCUCCGACUCAUACCCAACAGAGCAAGAGUACUGUGCGAGCGCUGAUAAGAAGGUUUAACCAGGUAUCAGCGUGGGUGACAGAGCUGGUACUCACACAGUCUUCGCUUGAAGAACGGAAGGCGACUCUAGCCUGCAUUCUGAGAGUAGCGCUGAGCUGCUGGAACAUAGGCAACUUCAACGGAGCCAUGGAAAUCGUUGCUGGAUUGAAGUAA
Arctia plantaginis is the source of this 489-nucleotide messenger RNA. Lineage: Eukaryota; Metazoa; Arthropoda; Insecta; Lepidoptera; Erebidae. The record is from the annotation of a GenBank genome assembly.